ACCGCAAUUUCUAUUGCAUUGACGCUGUUAUUUGUGUUAGUUUUGUGUGCCUUGUUGUCUGUGCUUUGUGACGCACCAAUUCAGUGCAUUUUUCAGCAAGGAAAAUUGUGAUAUUGCAGGUCAGGAGGAUGACUGCUCUAGUGUACUGUUCAUUGAUUGCGGUUUCGUGUCUUUGUGGAUACUUAAAUGCAACAGAUGUUACUCCAGGACGAACUGCAGUAAAGCCAGGAGAGUGUCCACCCCAAACACCUGGAAGCUCCUGUACCAGGUUAUGUGACUGUGACUCUAGCUGUCCUGACAAUGAGAAGUGUUGCAGCAAUGGAUGUGGACGUUCCUGUACAUCUCCUUAUACAGUGAAGCCUGGUCAAUGUCCCAAAACGAAGAGCGUUCCAGGAUGUGCUGAAAGCUGUUUCCAUGAUGGCCAGUGUCCUGCCGCACAGAAGUGUUGCCCAACCACCUGUGGCCAUGUAUGUAGUGAACCAGAUGAUCAGGAAAGUGAUGAGGCAAGUGGUCAGGGAUACGGAGGUGGUUAUGGACAAGGAAGCGGUCAGGGUUACGGAAGUGGUCAGGGAAGUGGUCAGGGUUAUGGAAGUGGCCAGGGAAGUGGUUACGGCCAGGGAAGUGGUUAUGGCGAGGGACGUGGUCAGGGUUUCGGUAGUGGGCAGGGAAGUGGUUACGGCCAGGGAAGUGGUCAGGGGUACGGAAGUGGUCAGGGAAGGGGGUACGGAAGUGGUCAGGGAAGUGGGUAUGGUCAGGGAAGUGGUCAGGGUUUCGGAAGUGGUCAGGGAAGUGGUUACGGCCAGGGAAUUGGUCAGGGGUACGGAAGUGGUCAGGGAAGUGGGUAUGGUCAGGGAAGUGGUUACGGAAGUGGUCAGGGAAGUGGGUAUGGUCAGGGAAGUGGUCAGGGUUAUGGAAGGGGACAAGGUCAGGGAAGCGGUCAGGGUCAGGGACAGGGACAAGGACAGGGUCAAGGUCAGGGACAGGGUCAGGGGAGCGGACAGGGACAGGGUCAGGGACAGGGUCAGGGGAGCGGUCAGGGACAGGGUCAGGGGAGCGGACAGGGUCAAGGUCAGGGACAGGGUCAGGGGAGCGGACAGGGACAAGGUCAGGGACAGGGUCAGGGGAGCGGACAGGGACAAGGUCAGGGAAGCGGACAGGGACAAGGUCAGGGAGGUGCUUGGGGAAAUGUUCGGGCACGUGGUCCCAGUCAGGGAUGUGGUCGGGCACAUUAAUACGUGGGCUUUUUUGCAUGGAUACUUGUUGGAAUCUUUCAAUUCAGUGCUCUUAUUCAUGGAUUCCCCCACCCCGUUUAAAUGGUUCAGAAAGAUUUGUCACCAUUCCUCAAAUAAACAUGCUUGAUUGCAGA
Messenger RNA from Carassius gibelio (silver crucian carp), 1366 nucleotides. RefSeq lists its product as uncharacterized. The record is from RefSeq and is a predicted model, not a curated record. The transcript is spliced from 6 exons. Bases 129 to 1232 code for a protein of 367 amino acids. Gene Ontology annotation, cellular component: extracellular region. Lineage: Eukaryota; Metazoa; Chordata; Actinopteri; Cypriniformes; Cyprinidae. Gene Ontology annotation, molecular function: peptidase inhibitor activity.